Molecule: messenger RNA, 1080 nt
Organism: Symbiodinium pilosum
Lineage: Eukaryota; Dinophyceae; Suessiales; Symbiodiniaceae
Source: the annotation of a GenBank genome assembly
AUGGAGAUGCUGGAGAGACGGGGUGAUGGUGCCACGUUCACGCCCUUCAACUGCAAAGCUGAUCGCACGAACGCAUUGGCAAAGUGCUUCGACUACUUUGCAAAGGUUGCGAGUGUCAUAACUGAUUUGGAGGCCUUGAAGGAGAGCACCCUGCAUGUGCUGGAGCACUUUGCGGCAGAGAGGUGCAUCUACUUGGAGCUGCGAACGUCUCCCAAGCAGUUCAAGGUGUCCUCCAAGGAUGGCUCGGAGAAGACCACCACGAAGCUGCAAUACUUGGAGACAGUGCGUGAAGCCAUCGAUGAGUUUCAUGCGAAGGCUCAGGAGCGAUUCGGCUUCGUUAUGGAGGUCAAAGUACUUCUCAGCGUCGACCGCGGCAAAGUGACGUCUAAGGAGAGUGCACUAGCUCAGAUCGAUGACAUUCUCGUCAUGCACAAGGAGCAUUCUGAUUUGGUAGUUGGCAUAGACAUCUGUGGCAACCCCCACUCGCCAACGGUGAAGCCGUACCUCCUACCAGCACUUCUGGAGAGAAGCCAUACGUUUCAGCGGCUUCCGAUAACAUUCCACACGGCAGAAAUUCUUGACGAUGAGGAAAGCGAGCUGAUUGUUGAAAGCAUGCGAAAGCUCAACGUCAGGCGCUUGGGCCAUGUGACUUAUCUUCCUGAUAAAUGCCGAGAGCGCAUUCAACGAGGCAUUUUCGACGACAUUGGUGUGGGCAUUGAGAUUUGCCCAACCUCGAACAUGAUAACCAAGGAGAUUCCAAGCUUGGAGGAUCAUCACUUCUUGGACUGGUGGAAGAAGUCCGACAAGAUCCUCCUUAGCGUAAACACGGAUGAUGUCGGUCUGUUUUCUUGUGAUCUGUCCUCGGAGAUUUACGACCUGGCCAGUGCGUUUCAUUUAUCAAGAUCUGACGUCGUUGAAAUCCAGCGGCAGGCUAUCCUGUCAGCAUUUCAUCCGGACACGAAGCAACUUCUGCGCAUGUUUGACGAUAUGUUGUCAAGCUCAGCUCCAAAGGCAUACGUGAAUCCAGCGCCUCAGGUCAAUGGCUACAAGCGUCAGAAGCUGAACGGGCUUGCCGCAUAG